Molecule: messenger RNA, 891 nt
Organism: Exophiala xenobiotica
Lineage: Eukaryota; Fungi; Ascomycota; Eurotiomycetes; Chaetothyriales; Herpotrichiellaceae
Exons: 4
Coding region: 1-891 (296 amino acids)
Biological process (GO): lipid catabolic process
Source: RefSeq, a predicted model, not a curated record
AUGUCUCUGCUUCGGAUCCUCAUCGCUUAUGCUUUUAUUCUAUUCACCGCUGUACAGGCCUUGCCAGUGGCACUUGACAAAAGAGCAAUCUCCCAAGAACUGCUCGACCAGUUAUCAUUCUUUGAACAAUAUUCGGCCGCGGCAUACUGCCCGGCAAACAACAUUCCAGAUUCAAGCACUGCCAUCACCUGCAGUGCAGGAAAUUGUCCUCUAGUCCAGAGUGCUGGCGCGCAGUCCAUCCUUGAAUUUGAAAAUGUUGGAUCCGGCGACACACAAGGCUUCGUGGCGCUUGAUCAUACGAAUCAACUGAUUGUCGUCUCUUUCCGCGGAAGCGUCUCGAUCCAGAACUGGAUCUCGAAUCUGGACUUGGGAAUGAAGACAUGGUCCAUCUGCUCUGGGUGCCAGGCUCACUCCGGCUUCCUUGACUCUUGGAACAGCGCAAAGGCGAUUGUCCAAGGGGCAAUUGAUGGUGCCAAGACUGCGAAUCCUUCCUACAACAUCGUUGCCACAGGACACAGCCUCGGUGCUGCUGUAGCGACGCUCGCUGCUGCCGACCUGAGAAAUUCGGGGUACAACAUUGCACUGUAUACUUACGGCUCUCCCAUGGUCGGCAACACGCCGCUCGCCAACUUCAUCACUGCUCAAGCAGGCGGUAACUUUCGAGUCACACAUGCCAAUGAUAUUGUGCCAAAGCUACCUGGCUAUCCGCUGGGAUAUGCCCAUGUCUCACCGGAAUACUGGAUUACCUCGCCCGCUCUUGCUUCCGUCACUGCAAAUGACGUCCAAGUCAGCAGCGGCGUGAUCGAUUUGCAGGGCAACCAAGGCCAACUAGGUGGCACGGUGACGGACCACCUUUGGUAUUUCAACGGUAUUUCCAACUGCGAUGUAUAA